Archocentrus centrarchus (flier cichlid) is the source of this 1167-nucleotide messenger RNA. Its product is annotated as cell wall protein DAN4-like. The record is from RefSeq and is a predicted model, not a curated record. The coding region runs from base 259 to 1167 and encodes 302 amino acids. The transcript is spliced from 3 exons. NCBI's taxonomy places the organism in Eukaryota, Metazoa, Chordata, Actinopteri, Cichliformes, Cichlidae.
ACUGCAACAGCUGCCCCAACCACAACCACAGAGGUCUCAAGCACGACAACAGAGGUCCCAACCACUACAACAGGGGGCCCAACCACAACAACAGAGGCCUUAACCACUACAGCAGAGGCCCUGACCACAACAACUGAUUCCCCAACCGCAACAACAGCUGCCCCAACAACAACAACUGAGGCCCUAACCACAACAACUGAAGCCCCAACUACAACAACUGCGGUCCCAACCACAAAAACUGUCGAACAAACAGCAACAAUGGUCACAACCACAACAGAAGCCCCAACCACAAUAACUGCACCCCAAACCACGACAACAGAGUCUCCAACCACUACAACAGCUGCCCCAACCACAACAACUGAGGCCUUAACCACAACAACUGAAGCCCUAACCACAACAGCUGCAGCCCUAACUACUACAACUAUCGAACAAACAGCAGCAACAGUCACAACCACAACAGAAGCCCCAACCACAACAACAGAGACCCAAACCACAGCCACAGAGUCCCCAACCACAAUAACUGAGACCCAAACCACAGCCACAGAGUCACCAACCACAACAACAGAGGCCUUAACCACUACAACAGAGACAGCAACAACUUCAACUGUGUCUCCAACCACUAAAACAACUGCCCCAACCACAACAACAGAGGCUCCAACCACAACAACUGAGACCAAAACCACAACCACAGAGUCCCCAACCACAAAAACAGAGGCCUUGACCACUUUAACAGAGGCAGCAACAACUACAACUGAGUCUCCAACCACUACAACAGAAGCUGCAACCAUGACAACAGAAGCCACAACAACAUUAGGACAUAGCAGCAGAAUUGGAUGGCUCAGAGCAGGAAACAGCUCCACCUCCAUGCCCCAACUACAGGUUGUGAAAGGGAAGCGGAGCUGGCAAGCGACGUGGCAGGAGGUGAAGAGUCAGGCAUCAGAGAGAAACCACCCAGCCUUAUCCCCAAAGGCUCGGAUGGCGAUGGGGCCUGUUAGUGAAGCUGAGGCUGCAGUGGUGGUGAGCAUCCCUUUCCCCAGCCAGUACCUCCCAGGGCAAGACCCAGGGCAAGACCGUGGUUCACAUUCAGGAGCAAACCACGGCUUCCACCUCGCCAGUUCCUGCAGGUAUGCUUGUACAACUUCCUGCCACCCACACCGGUUUGAGUAA